Molecule: messenger RNA, 1408 nt
Organism: Helianthus annuus (common sunflower)
Lineage: Eukaryota; Viridiplantae; Streptophyta; Magnoliopsida; Asterales; Asteraceae
Product: F-box/kelch-repeat protein At3g23880
Exons: 1
Coding region: 10-1083 (357 amino acids)
Molecular function (GO): protein binding
Source: RefSeq, a predicted model, not a curated record
CAAGUUUCAAUGGCAGAGGUUGUUCAUGAAGAUUUGGUUGAGCAGAUACUCGUCAGAUCAGAUGUGGAGGAUCUGCUCCGUUUCAAGAGAGUGUGUAAGUCAUGGCAUUCUUUAAUCACAAGUUCUCGUUUUGUUAAUCGUCACCUUAAGCAUAGUUACAAUAAAGAUCGCAUCGACAACCAGAUUGGACAUAGAAGAGUUACUUACGUAGAUGAUGACCGUAAGGAUCAGGAGCUUGUUGGUUCUUCCAAUGGCCUGGUUUGCAUUGCCUCUUUUUUUGGUUUUGAAUUUUCAGUAGUCAAUCCCUUGAUAGGAGAGGUAACACGGCUGAAGAGAGAUUUUAUGGGUUUUUCCUUAUGUUGGGGUUUUGGUUAUGAUGAAUCCACAGAUGAUUACAAGGUCAUCGUAAAAGGCAAGCAUCAAACAUGUGUUCGGGUGAUGAGUUUAAAAUCAAAUGUUUGGAGAGUUAUUGAAGAAGUGAAGUACAAGUUUAUUAGUAAGACUGGUAUUCUAAGCAAUGGUGCACUUCACUGGAUUGUAGAAGAUGAAAAUAGUAAGAAACUAAUUAGUUCUUUCGAUUUAUCCAAAGAAGAGUUUAAAGAAAUACCCCAACCUGAUGAUGUAAGAUAUGGAUGUAGUUAUAAUAGCCACCUGGGAAUUGUCAAUAAAUGUCUGUGCAUAUUUCGUCGAUCAAACUGUUGUUUUCUUGACGAUUUAUGGAUGAUGAAAAGCUACAAUGUAAAAGGGUCGUGGGAAUUGCUGCCGCAUAAUCAUAAUAUGAAGCAUGAUAUUGUACACCACUUGAAGGGAGAUGUAUCAUGGUUUUCAAGUACUUUCGAACAUCAUUGGGGUUGUGAAUGCAGUUGGAAGAAUACUGCUGCACCGAUAUUUGUGCAGAGCCUUGUACCUCCACAUGUAAAUGGGAGGCCAGUUAGUGUUAUUAAUAUCAUGAGGAAUUCUAGGGGGCGUUCUAUUGAUGCUCCGCCAGACCAUGGAUAUCGCCAUUAUAAUGGGAGUUCUAUUGAUGUUCCACUGGACCUUAUAUCUCCCCAUUACAAUGAGAGGCCGAGCCCGACAAGGUGAGUUCUAUUCUUUUCUUUUAACAGAUAGUAUAGAUUAUAGAUUUUCUUGCCUUUUUAUUUCUUAUCAUUCAUUCACCUCUCUUCUUGUUAUUCUUAUGCAGAUAAUAAGGGGACCAUUCUCCUGUGCGUUGACGCUAUUGAAGAAGCAGUCAAGAUGACAAAUGUUGCAGCAUGAAAAUAGUUUCAGUUGUCUUCUUUCUAUGACUUCCACUUGUAACUGUCAAUAAUAUCGGACAAGUGUUAAAGCUGAAGCUUGUAGGGCUAUGAGUUUUGCUUGUUCAUUUAGGUGUCUGGCUUCUGGUUUAUAUUAUCUUGUCUUUGAUGCA